Messenger RNA from Diutina rugosa, 2817 nucleotides. RefSeq lists its product as uncharacterized. Bases 1 to 2817 code for a protein of 938 amino acids. The transcript has a single exon. The record is from RefSeq and is a predicted model, not a curated record. Lineage: Eukaryota; Fungi; Ascomycota; Pichiomycetes; Serinales; Debaryomycetaceae.
AUGGACGGAGGUAGCCCCACAGAGACUUCUCUGUCCAACAUCGAGUUGCUGCACGUGGCGUCAACUCGACGUCACUUCAUGCAACUGAGGAAGACGGCCCUGGCUCUCCCGUCGCUACCGCUGCUAUUACCCGCUGCAGACGAGGAUGAAGUUGAUUUGGCGUUUAUGCUGCCCCGAGAGACGAGUUUCGUUGAGUUUGACAUGAAACGUGUCGGUCUGGAUGACGUGUUGUCCCAGAAGUUCAUUCGUUCCCAUUCGGACUUGUCUCUGACUCUACUGCCAACUACGGCUCCCUCACGUAUACUGAUGGCAUCCCCUCAGGUCAAAUCUCCGGCGGGCAAUACUUUGAACCGAAAUCAAACGGAUCCUCUACCCGCUGAACCAGAACUAGACAAAGUUGAGUUGAAGGGAAAUGACGACGACGAUUUUUUUAAUGACAAAAACUGGAAGGUGAUGCUGACAUUCACCGAGAUGGACUACUAUAACGAAAAAGGUGAGCUUGAAUUCACCAAAGAUGAAUACGACUCUCUUGGUCAUGCAGCUUAUACCCAAGGUUACACCAAGAUCGACACAGCCGAGCAAGUGGCGAAGUAUGCUGAAAUGGACCGCCAGACGGACUUUCUCUUCACAACCCAUGCUCGUACUAAAGCUCCUGGCGACAAAAAGGAGUAUGACAAGGAAGAUAUUGCAUUGGAACGCACUGAUGAACUUUCGGAUCUGGAUUUCGAUAAUGACGAUAUUGUUGAUUCCAUGCAAACUCUUGAACAUACCAAGGAUAUGCUUACUGAAGCUCAAAGAUUCGCAUAUGUUGGUAUCAUCAAGCUUAUCACUGUCGAUAUGGCAACCGAUCUUGCUAAACUCAAAUUGCACACCUCUAACAAAAUUGCCCGUCACUUAAGUAUGGGGCAAAAGAAUUUCAGCAAUUGGACACUCUAUGUCUUGGAUAAGCUUUUCGAACAUAUGGCGUUGCUUAAGGAGGAAAAUCAAAUGAUCGAAAACUUGAGCAAGCAUGGUGUCGAAUCAAAUGAUUUGACGGCAUCAUUAUUAGAUAAGUCGAUCACUUAUCACAACCCAAAUUUCGACAUAAGAUGGGUGAUCAUUUGUGAUCUUUUCCUCAUCCUCGUCAGCGAUGGGUACUACGACCUGCGACUGCGAACCCUAUUGGUAAAAUUUGCAAAGCUCAUUGGCAUUGGUUAUAUCGAGAUUCAUCAGUUUGAACGUCGUCUCAUUGAUGUGCUUGAACUUGAAAAUAAGGACAAGAGUCUCGAAAACGAUGAUACGAAGUUAGACGAUAAUAAGUUCAUUGAUCGUCAUAUAAAGAAAAAUCGCAAACGGCGACUUGCAUAUAUUGGUCUUGCAACUUUGGGCGGGUCCUUAGCUAUUGGUUUGUCCAUGGGUUUGUUGGCCCCCGUUAUUGGGGCUGGUUUGGCUGCAGGUUUCACCACGAUCGGGAUUACGGGUACCUCAAGUUUCCUCGCCGGUGUUGGUGGGAGUGCUAUUAUCACUACCACCGGUGUAGUCAUUGGUGCUAAGGUUGGUAAUAAGGCUGGUAAACGACGAGCCGGUGAUGUACACACCUUUGAGUUUAAGCCUCUCCACAAUAACAAGCGCACAAAUUUGAUUAUCACAGUCUCUGGAUGGAUGAAUGGUAAACUAGAUGAUGUGCGGUUGCCAUUUUCUACUGUUGAUCCAGUGAUGGGUGAUAUCUUUUCGUUGCUUUGGGAACCCGACAUGUUGCAACUGAUGGGUCAAACAAUAACAAUUUUGGCUUCUGAAGCAUUGACCUCGUCGAUUCAACAGAUUUUAGGGGCAACGAUUUUAUCCGCAUUGAUGCUGGCGAUUCAAUUACCUGUCUUGUUGUCGAAAUUGACCUAUCUUAUCGAUAACCCAUGGAGUGUUUCGUUGGAUCGAGCAUGGAAAGCUGGCAAAAUCUUGGCAGACACUUUAAUCAGCGGGAAUAUGGGUGUUCGCCCCAUUACUCUUGUUGGGUUUUCCCUCGGCGCUCGGCUCAUCUAUCUGUGCUUGAUUGAGCUUGCGAAGCGGGACUGUUAUGGCUUAGUUGAAAAUGUCAUAUUGUUAGGUACCCCCGUUGCCAUCAACAAUGAUCAUUUAGCUUUAGCUCGGUCGGUGGUUUCUGGGAAGUACGUCAACGGCUAUGCCAAGAAUGAUUGGAUUUUGGGGUACCUUUUCCGAGCUACCCUGGGUGGGUUACUGUCGGUGGCUGGCUUGUCGGCGAUCGAGAAGUUUGGCAUUGAUGACUUCGACUGUACUCCAUUUGUCGAUGGGCACAUGUCAUAUAGAUCGGCAAUCCCUAAAAUCCUCAAAGAAUUCGGUUGGGAAGUGUUGAAGGAUGAAUUCGUUGAAAUCGAAGAGCCUGAUCCCGAAACAAACGAGCGACAACGUAAAUUAUUGCUGGAAUUUGACGAAGCAAGAGCAAAGAUGAUGGAGGAACAAAAGAAUGAAAACAAAAAGAAAACUUGGGCGAGCUGGUUCAAGCCCAAAAACCGUCUGUGGUGGGAGAUUCGUGAGAAGAAGCAAAACUCUCCCGGCGCUAAUGGCAACGAAGAGGGUGACUCAAACCCUCAUGAAGAAUAUGAUGUUGAUGGCGAUACACCUCUCUUUGAUGUUCAGCAAGAGGUUAAUGAAUUAGCACACCACGAUCUAGGCGAAACUGUGGGUGCUGCGUUAGUAGCUGAAGCUCGGCAACACCCUAAGACAUUGCUUAAUGAAGAGAAGGAUUUGUUUGACGAUAGUGAGUCAAGCACUCGGCAAUCGGACAUUGUCAAAAAUAACCGUCAAAAACCCUCGGCUGGAUAA